Molecule: messenger RNA, 1764 nt
Organism: Vicia faba (fava bean)
Lineage: Eukaryota; Viridiplantae; Streptophyta; Magnoliopsida; Fabales; Fabaceae
Source: the annotation of a GenBank genome assembly
AUGGAUUUACCUACCAUUGAUGUGGACCUUGGACCUAAAAAGAUUGAAGAUGAAAAAGAAUCAGGCCCUUUGUUUCACUGUGAUCUUUGUGAUACAGAAGUUGUUCACAAAUUAGCUCAAAUGUUCCUUCCAGGAUUAGCUUCUGCUUGUGUUGAUAACACAACUGGAGGUCUCUUCAAAACUCCUGGAUCAGUUACCGUUGAUUUGAGAAAGGAAAUGAUUCAAUAUCUUACCCUAAGAAGUCAAUCCUUUGUUGCCGAGUCUCUUAUCUUGCAAGAUGGACCCGACGAUGAAGUUUCCGAUCAUCCUUUCGAUAUUAUUUCCAAUUUCGUCGACGAUUUUGCCAGUUCCAAGAGGAAUUUCUUUAGCCGUGUUUCCGCGUGGCUUUUGAGUGACAAGAGAGAGGAUAAAAUCGAUGAUUUUAUUCAGGAGAUUGAUAUGAAUGGUUUUUGGACACUUGAUAGGAGACAACUCAUUGCCGAAACUUUGCUUAAGAAUGUUGAUUUUAACAACUUGUAUCAUUGCACCGACACUUUUAAUUCUUCGCAAGAGCUUAGCAAUCAUCUUCUUGCUUGCGAUUUUAGACCUCUCAUUUGUCAGAAUCAGGGAUGCAAUGCUAGGUUUUGUGCAGGUCUUUUCAAGAAGCAUGAUUCUGUCUGUCCUUUCAAGGUUAUUCCGUGUGAGCAGAGGUGUUCAAGUAGUAUUAUGAGACGGGAUAUGGAUAGGCAUUGUAUAACUGCUUGUCCGAUGAAGCUUGUCAAUUGUCCCUUUUACGCAGUCGGUUGUCGCUCUGCUGUCGCACAGUGUAUGAUUGAAAAGCAUUGUUCUGAUGACUUUCAAUCUCACUUGUGGCACUUGCUUAAAGGCACCUACAAGGAAGUGUCUGGGGACGAUCUUCAACGACGAGUCGUGCAAAUUCUGCAGGCAUCACCAAGCAGCAAUUUAUCAAAGGCUCGAGAUGUUAGAUCUUUGACCUUCAUUGUCAAGAAUAUCGAAUCUACACUAGGGCCUAUGGAGAUUACUGUUGAGCAGAAAAACAGUGAAGAGAAUAUUACCAAGAAAGAUGAUAGUGAUGACACCAAUACAAAUAAUGAUGGUGAACAGAACACGCAAGCGUCAUCAGAUAAAGCCGGAAUAAGUGACAUAACUAUACGUACUGCAGAGAAUACUGGCAAGAGUGAAGAAAGGGAAAAUAUCCGCACUGAAAUUGAGGGCAGUGAAGAGAGGAUACAGACUUCAAAUAUCUCAAAGCUACCCGAUGACGCUGAAACUGUCCAUGUGAGUGAAGGCAUUACACAGAAUUACAAGGAGAACAACGAUGCUGCCGCUAGUGAAUUCAAAUCCAAUGACAAGGAAGAGAGUACACAGACGAAUAUGGAAAAAUUGGCAGAAGAAGUCAGUGCCACAAAUGAGGACUAUGUGCCGAAUAAUUACAAGGAGAACAACGAUGCUACUGACAGGGAGUUCAUGAUCAAGGGCAACGAAGAGGAUACACAGACAAAUAAGGAAAAAUUGGCUGAAGAAACCAGUGCUACAAAUGAGGACUUUGUACAUGAUAAUAAUAGUAUAAAAAAUGGACAUAUGGAAGAUAAUGAUAAUGUACCGAGCACACAAAAUUCCAACAUGGAAACAGCGGGUAGUGCAGAAAGUAAUCUCAAGAACAAAGAUAAUGUAGAGAGCAUACAUAAUUCAAAUAUGGAGGCAACAGGUAGUGCAGAAAAUAAUGUGAAGAACAAGGAUACUGAAGAUGAUAACUUAAAAUAG